AUGGCUGCCUCUUCUAUUGCUUCUGCCGCCCACGCCUCUCAAAUAGAUCUCGACCUCAAUACCCGGGAAGGCACAAUCCAACGUUUCUACAGAUUCGCAAAGAAAGAAGCCACGUUUUUCCGUGUUCACCUCCUCGCGUUUGCCAUUGUCCCCCUCGUCUUCUCUGGUAUCUUCUAUGCUUGCAACGGACGGUUUCCAGUCAGUUAUUUGGACUCUUUGUUCCUAUGCUACUCGGCGAUGACCGUCACUGGUCUUUCGACGAUCAACUUAUCUACAACGACCGCAAUGCAGCAGGCCCUGCUCUUCUUCUUGAUGAUGAUUGGUGACAUAACGAUGGUCUCGUGGGUCAUGGUACUCGUCCGAAAGCACUACUUCCGUACCCAUUGCGAAUACGUUGCUUCUCUGCGUCUGCGCCCUCCGACGCGCCGUGGCGCAUUACUAUCCCUGCAGCGCAUGCGCACGAUGCUCCCGAACUCAAUAUCAUCGCCGAAGGUUACCCAGGCUGAUGCAGAGAAGGAGAUCACCGACUCUCCAUUCUCUAUCGGCAAUCCAACUGGUCUCCCCAACGCCACGGAUGUCGUGAUCUUAACAGAACCCACACCCCGCCCGACGGGGCUGACUUCCUUCGGGUUCGGCAACGUCAGUUAUGAGGGCGAGCGUCACAGCGCGGACAUUGACCGAAUCAUGAGCGAUGACGCGCGAACGUUCACGAGCUCGCCGAAAGCAGCCAGCGUCGCCCUCUCCCCUCCUUCCCCUACCUCUCCCACAAGCCCCGAUGACCCUGGUUUCCCGCGAACAAUUUCAUUCUCAUCGGCGGUCAGACCUGGUCUACCCCAUAGCGGGUCGCGGGACAUGCCUCGUAGAGGAAUGACGAUGCUCACCCCGAAUCACCACGUAUCCCCGCCUUCGGACGAUCCCAGCCCGGUCAACCUCGCGCAGAUGGCGUUGCAACGUAUGGCUCCGACGGCGUACAGGAAGCUCCAGCGCUCGCUCACAUUGCCCUACACGACGACGCUAAACGGCAGCCCUGCGCCCAUCGUCUCCAGCCCCAUCGUCUCCAGCCCCAUCGUCUCCAGCCCUCUCGCCCGGCACUCACCUCUCAAUGGUGAAUUAAUAAGGGAGGACGAGACGCCAAUGGAGAAGUUCAUAGCGGAUAUCAACACGAAGCUGGUGACGUGGCUGAGCUUCCCGCUGAAAGUCGGCAGGAACUCGUACUUCCGGGUGGACGAGCUGACGGACGACCAGGUGGAGGAGAUCGGGGGCGCUGAGUAUAGGGCGCUGAGGGUGCUGAGCUACUUGGUUCCUUGUUAUUUCGUGCUCACACAGGUGUUCGCGUACAUCCUCUUCGUGCCGUGGAUCUCCGUGACGCACACCUACGACGGUGUCUUCGAGGCGCAGCCACGAACCAUACAGAAGCCUUGGUUCGGUCUUUUCCAAGUGAUGGGCGCAUAUACCGGCGGCGGUCUUUCGUUGGUGGAUAUGGGCAUGGUGCCAUUCCAGUCAGCGUAUCUCAUGAUAUUUGCCUUGAUGUUCGUUAUCCUUGCGGGUAAUCACGCAUUGGUCAGUGCACCCCUUCCCCACUAUCCAUGGAUCGGCUAUAAAAUCACGCCCAUCACAUCGGAAACGCACAAGGCUAUGGAGUUCCUUAUCGACCAUCCUCGGAGAUGCUUUAUCUAUCUAUUCCCUAGUCACCAAACGUGGUUCCUUCUCAUCUGUCUCGUGGCUUUCAGUGCCGUGGAAUGGGCCGCAUUCGAAGUUCUGAACAUCGGCCUACCUGCGUUCGAAACGAUCUCGCAAGGCCCGCGCGUUCUGGCGGGUCUUUUUCAAGGACUUGCCGCCCGCGCGUCAGGUUUCUCCAUUGUGCCGGUUGCAAACUUGGCGCCUGCUAUUCAAUUCUUGUAUGCAGUGAUGAUGUAUAUCGCUGUGGCCAUGAGCAUACACGCUACGAACGUUUACGAGGAGAGGUCCCUAGGCGUGUUCGAAGCCCCGCCGCCGGACGAGGACGAAGAACCAGGCGAUCUGGAGAAUUUGCCAUCUCGCGAGCGCGUGGGCAAGUACCUCGACUGGCACCUGCGCAGGCAGAUCUCCAACGAUAUAUGGUGGCUCGUCUGGGCCGUCUUGGCUAUCGCGGUCAUCGAGCGGCGCAAUCUAAUGGAUGAGGAUAAGAAGUGGUUCGAUCUGUUUAGGGUGCUCUUCGAGUUGGUGUCGGCGUUUGGUGGGAUUGGGCUGACGUUGGGUGUACCAUAUGACAACUUCUCGUUCUGCGGAGCGAUGCGGCCGCUGUCGAAGCUUGUUAUCAUCGUUAUCAUGGUCCGUGGAAGGCACAGAGGUCUCCCUCUCGCAGUCGACCGCGCCGUGCUUCUGCCGACUGAACUGAAUCGCUCGAAACAGGUGCCUAAUGGUGAUACGAACCACUCACCGGCACCACCGCAGACCGGAGAUCAGCCCAUACCCACACCCACGGAUGCGCCAGCAUCAGGCGCGAAGCCACUUGUUGACACUGUCGCGGCUUAA
Messenger RNA from Pleurotus ostreatus (oyster mushroom), 2514 nucleotides. RefSeq lists its product as uncharacterized. Gene Ontology annotation, molecular function: high-affinity potassium ion transmembrane transporter activity. The record is from RefSeq and is a predicted model, not a curated record. Gene Ontology annotation, cellular component: plasma membrane. Gene Ontology annotation, biological process: intracellular potassium ion homeostasis; potassium ion import across plasma membrane. NCBI's taxonomy places the organism in Eukaryota, Fungi, Basidiomycota, Agaricomycetes, Agaricales, Pleurotaceae. The coding region runs from base 1 to 2514 and encodes 837 amino acids. The transcript is spliced from 18 exons.